Molecule: messenger RNA, 1044 nt
Organism: Thelazia callipaeda (thelaziosis nematode)
Lineage: Eukaryota; Metazoa; Nematoda; Chromadorea; Rhabditida; Thelaziidae
Source: the annotation of a GenBank genome assembly
AUGAAAUUAUUUGGAAGUUCUAAUUUGAGGAAAAUUUCGUAUAGAUUGUUAAUUUUAAUAUGGUUGCUAACUGUUGUGAAGUCUGAUGAAGAGCAUGUGGAGCACGGUUUCAGUAAAGAAUUUAUAAAGGAACAUGAUGGAUAUGUUGUGAGUAACGAAUAUCUGGAUCAAGAAUCUGUUAAAGAUGGUGAAAGACAAAUUGAACGACUAGAUGAUUUAAGUCCAGAAGAAGCCAAGAUCCGGAUGGCAAUUCUAGCUAGGAAAAUGGAUUUAAACAAUGAUGGAUAUGUGACCAAAGACGAGCUGCAGAGUGUGGUUAAACACUUUUUAAAUGAAUCGAAUGAAGCUUUGGUCAUAACAUAUUUUGGAAAAAAAAUUAAUGUAUGUGUAACUCGUUCAAGUAAUGUAAUUGCUAUGGAUUUGGAAGAAUCAAAUAAUCGAUUUCGUGACAUUGAUACAAAUCAAGAUAAUAUAGUGACAUGGGAUGAGUAUGUGAAGGAGACGUUUGGUGAUAUUAAGCUACAGGAUGAAAACAUUGAUGCUGAUGAUAAACGUUUAAUGGAAGAUGACAGGAAACUUUUUCGCGCAGCAGAUGACGAUGGCGAUGGAAGCUUAACAAUUGAAGAGUUUCAGGCUUUUCAGAAUCCUGAAUCUUUUCCUCAAAUGCACUUCGCUUUCAUGGAGGUCACGAUAGCGGAAAAAGAUGCAAAUAUGGAUGGGAAGAUUUCUCUAGAAGAGUUUCUGGAUGACGCAGCAAAAAGCAAAGAUUCAGAAUGGCGUAAAGUAGAAAAGGAACGUUUUGCCCGCCAUUUUGACCGAGAUCAUGAUGGUUUCCUAGUGGGUACGGAAAUUCUCGAUUGGCUUCAAAUAAAUUUAGAUUCCAAUGCAGCUGAGGAAGCAGAGCAUUUAGUUUCGCGAGCAGAUAAAGAUCUUGAUGGUAGAUUGUCCAUUGAAGAAAUUGUCGGCGAAACAGACUUAUUCGUCCGUUCUGACGCUACAAAUAAUGGAGAAAGUUUGAUGGACAUUCAUCAUGAUGAACUUUGA